Bursaphelenchus xylophilus (pine wood nematode) is the source of this 3462-nucleotide messenger RNA. NCBI's taxonomy places the organism in Eukaryota, Metazoa, Nematoda, Chromadorea, Rhabditida, Aphelenchoididae. The record is from the annotation of a GenBank genome assembly.
AUGGGUAAUUACAAGUCAAGACCAUCAUUGUCUUGCGCAGGUAGGUGUUAGAAAGCUCAUUAAAUGGCUUGAAACUUAGAUGAAUUUAAAAAAAGAAUCAGCGAAUGUUAUUCCUUAGUCCGUUCCCGACUUUGUGACGAUGUCAAUCCGCGAUGGGACGAGAAAAAUCCAUUGUUUCAGGCUUGUUUGUAAGUUAAUUUUGUCCUAAUUUAUGUGGUGUUUUUAGUCUCGGAUCAGUCGAAGAAUUCAUUUUGUCUUUGGAUCAAUUGAAUUCUGUUGAUGAAAAGAUUGGACUGAAAGAUUUAUCACUCCUUCAUUUAGUCAGUGUGGGGAUUGGAGAAAACGUAAGCGAUCCUUUUAGGACAAGUAUAAUAUAAACUCCAGCAAGCCAAGAAAAUCGAGCUUCUUCUCGCCAAAUGCGAAGAUGAUGCCAAAAGGUUGUCGCUGUUUCGGCAGCGAACUCCCAACAACUUCACUGUUCUUCAUUGUGCCAUCUACAAGGUAAUCUAAAACUAUCUCCCCAAUCAGUUCAAGAAACGACUUGUUUACCACCAUUGUCAUCAUUUUUGCAGGGUGAUCCAACAGUCGUCGAGACCCUUCUCAAAGGCGGUGCUGAUGUAAAUAAUUUUAUUGAGAAUGCCCCAAGUCCCCUUCAUUUGGCUGCAAUGUGUGGGAAUCCAAGUGUAAUUGAUCUUCUGCACCGUCAUGGUGCAGAUCUGCAUUCCAAAGACUUGGUCCAGUUCACGCCCCUUCACUGUGCCGUCUAUUUUGGGCAAGAAAAAGCGGUGAAGGCGUUGUUGCAUUUGGGAGCUGACCCAAACUUUUGUGGCGGCGUUCAAGACCGGCCGUUGCAUGUGGCCUCGGGGAAAGCCAAUCUAAAUAUUGUUAAAUUAUUGAUUAGUGCUGGUGCUGAUUGUAAGUGGAAGAAUGAUAAAUUGCAGUGAGAUGCAACAACUUUAAUCAAAAUAGCUUUAAUUAAUGAAUUACAUUGUUUUAGUAAGCCUGGCAGAUGACGAAGGGAAUACCCCGCUUCACUUUGCUUCAUCGACCGGCCAAGCCGCCAUUCUCGCUGCGUUGUUGGCCGAGGUCAAAGAUAAGCAGCAGGUGAGCCUAGAAGUGUAUAAAAUUUAAACUAACCUUGUCCAUCUCUUCAGGCGGUCCUCAAGACUACAAUUUACGGAGACACCCCUCUUCAUGUCGCAUGUUAUCAUGGGAAAUUGGAAGCGGCCAAGAUGUUGCUCCCUUUGGGUGGAUCCGCCAUCCUUAAACUCGAAAACGUCUUUCACGAAACCAUACUUCAAGCUGCUUGCACAUCCGGGAAGUCCUUGGAAUUGGUCGCGUUUCUGUUGCGACAGCCAGGAAUUGAUCCAAACCAUCAAUCGCAAGAUGGGCACACAGCUCUUCAUAGUGCUUGUUAUCAUGGCCAUUUGAGGAUUGUGCAGUAUCUUCUGGACAAUCAGGCAGAUCAAAGUUUGACAGCCAAGGCAAUAGAACAGUCGGGGACAGAAAGUGAGUCGUUGAUUUUGAAAGGAGAUGAUGAUCGCCCUUUUCAGAUAAGAACACAGUAGCAUCGGCAAUGAUGGCACUGGGAAGGUUGGACUGUGGCGCUUCGUCAGAGAGCGGAAGAUUUAGUAACAGCGAGGAGGGCCAGCCAUCUCAACAAACACCGAUCCUAUGGGCCUAUGAAAAGGGACAUGAUCAGAUCGUGGCACUUCUAAAAUAUUACGCCAACAAACGUCCGGAGUCAGACGUGUGCAGUGAAUACAGGUAAAACUCAUCAUUUUUGGUUAUUUAGGAACUGUUGACACAUAACAUGUCAGGUGCUCCUUUCGAUGACAAGAAGUUCAAAUAAUAAAUCCAAUUUUACCGUAACAUCAAUAGCUAUCUCUAAUCGAAAUAUUCCAGCUCGGGCGAUAGCAGUUACACGCCCCUGCCCAGCCCCAUGGGCCGACUUCGGUCGAUAACCAAGGAGAAGACCGAGAUCCUCCAACUCCGAACAGAACUCGACAGUUCCCUUCAUCUUUCCUUGGUCGAUAUCGAGAUCAAAGGCGAGAUUGGCCAAGGGUCCUUUGGCAAAGUGUACAAAGGAGUUUACAAAGGGAAAUCUGUGGCUGUUAAGAGAUAUCGAGCGUUGGCGUUUGGAAGCAAAUCUGAGGUUGACAUCUUUUGUAGAGAAGUUAAUAUUCUCUGUCAUCUGAACCAUCCGAAUGUGAUUGCCUUUGUCGGAGCUUGCUUGGAUGAUCCAAGUGUAAGUGGUUGAGAUGUUUUGGGGUAAUGGAUGUGAAUUUUAGCAAUUCGCAAUCAUCACAGAGUUCGUUGCUGCCGGGUCGUUAUACAAGCUGCUGCAUAAAGAAAAAAGGUCAGUUUUUUGUCUAUACCUAACCAUUAGUUUCAAUAAAAUUUUUUUAUACAAAACCAUACUUCCUUGACACAAGCUUUCUACAAAAUUUUCAUAUUCUUAUUUUAGAGUCCUCAAUAUCAAGGUGAAGUUAGGAGUUGGCAUUGACGUUGCGAAAGGAAUGAGAUAUCUCCAUGAAGUUGCCAGUAGGGCUGUUAUUCAUCGGGACCUCAAUUCCCAUAACAUUCUGCUGCACAGUAAUGGUCGGGCAGUCAUUGCUGACUUUGGAGAAUCGCGGUUCAUUUCGGAAGAUGCGGAAGAAAACAUGACCAAACAACCAGGUAAUCUUCGAUGGAUGGCUCCAGAAGUGUUCACACAAUGCUGCCAAUACGAUGAGAAGGUGGACGUGUUCAGUUAUGCGCUGGUGAUUUGGGAAAUUCAUUCAGCAGAGUUGCCGUUCGGACAGCUAAAACCAGCGGCAGCAGCGGCCGAAAUGGCUUAUAAAAAGAGUAAGUAAUAACUUUGGAUUCAAAGGAAAUUUUAUUGGAGAAAAAGUAGUACUGCGUAUUUUAGGUCGACCACCGCUUCCUUCCGAGCCCACCUCUCAAUUCCCUGGCCAUAUUAUCAAAGUCAUCGAGGAUGGCUGGAACCCCAAUCCAAAUCUCCGGCCAACCUUCACUCAGAUUCUCCAAGAACUCGCCCCGUUCACUCCCACCGACGAAGAAAGGAAAUUCGUCUGUAAAUACGAAGAUGAUGGCAGUACAGAUGAGGGAGAAUUCUCCGACCUUGAUGACUUUGAUCUGGAGAUGCCAAAGUCUGUUUCCACUCUCAAAUCCCAGUUCGAGCAGUUGAAUCAUGGCAAACCGAAGGCUGUGUCGCCUUUAGUAGGCAUCUACAAACCGAAUGGAGUGGUGGAGAAGUUGCGGCAACAGUUGGACAACAACGGAUACGUCUCUCAAGCAGCUCGGAGCAUACAAGCGGCCAAAAGCGCGACCCAACUGAGGGAUUCGAUUGUCCUGUCGAGAGAGGCCAAGGUGGCACAACGUCAAACCGCCUUCAAAGAGCAUGAUCAUCAUUCAACGGGCAACUUUACAUCCAAAAACACUUCAGAAUCCGAGGCUUGA